AUGAAGGAUGAUCCGGAACAGAAGUACCGAACUGAUAAGACGCUCAUGAUGGAAGCCUAUGACCGCGGUGAGAUACAGCUCAUGGAUAAGACCUGUACUGAUCUCCUGGCUGUGAAGCCGCAUGAUGCCGAGGUUUGGCGGAUGCUAACUCUAGGCAGGCUGCGCCUUAAGUUAUGGGAUGUGGCCCUUGAAGCUGCUCGGCGCUGGAUUGCAUUUGAACCGCAUUCGCUCAAUCCGCGAUGUGCCGAAGCCUUUGCCCAAGCAGGAACCCAGGAGAUGGACAGUGUCAAGGAAGCGCGUGUCCGCUUUGCACAGCUAUACAAAGAAGUGACAGGCAUGGACGACAAGGGCGAGGGUGUUCGGGAUGUUGCAGUUGAACUUCAAGAGUGCGUUUGGCGGUGCGAUGAGAUGCUGGAGCAUCGGAAGGUAGAAGAGCAGAAGGAGGCCCAGCCAGAGGAAUGCCGGCCGUGCAAUUUGAGUGCCCGUCCGGCGACUGUGCUCACGGGAGCAAGGCCGCCUCACUACUUCCUCCCAAACUUCGCCAAUUCUGUUGGGCCCAUUAGGGUUGUCCAAGCAGAGGAUGAGGAGCUGGGAGGUGGCGCAAUGCAUCCCCGAAAGAUCAUUGUCACCAGGGACUUGGAGGCGGGCGAGCCCCUCUUCGUGCAGAAUGCUUUGGCUUUCAGCGCUUUGGAUCAGGCUGGCGACACGGUUCGGCUGAAGACAUCGCUUGUCACAGCUGCCACGCUGUCUCCAAGACAAGCCAAGCUGAUAGACAUACUGAUAGACCGCAGUGAGUGGGAUGAAGCUGAUAGCGACGCCGUCAUGGCAGCCCUCAGUGAUCCCAAGGUUGCUCAACUCAUGUGCAUUGCCCACACCCGCCUCACUUCACAGUAG
Molecule: messenger RNA, 894 nt
Organism: Symbiodinium pilosum
Lineage: Eukaryota; Dinophyceae; Suessiales; Symbiodiniaceae
Source: the annotation of a GenBank genome assembly